UUUAUAUAUACUUGAUACGUUGGUCCAGUAUAUGAGUACUAAGCACAUACACGCACAAUCACAAGUUCAUACUUCUACAAGCACCGGAAACGUUAUUACAUCACUUAGGUAUCUAUAACUUUACAUGCGUACAAACAUACGUCAGGCUAUCUUUUAGUGGCAUUCUGCUGUUUAAAUCGACUUCAGCAUCAGCCCUAUUAUAACCAUGGAUGACCCACGCAACGACGAUUCCCUUCGCAAACACAGUGAGCAUGACGAUCGAUUAUUCCGUCGUAAAGACUCAGGCAAUGACAGGCGCAUUCGCACGAAACCAGAAGGGUAUACAGACUUUGACGAUGUGAACGAAGAACGCGAUAGUAACAGUGGCAUGAACCAGCAAGGCACGCAGCAAAGGAAAAGCCAUGCCGAGGACAACUGGGACUCGCGUAGGGAGCGAGACAACCGGCGUAAAUACGAUGAUAGACACGAGUACAUAGGCAGAGACGCACACCCCCGAGGCAACCGAGGUAGUAGCCGGAACAGAAGAGAUACCCGACAUAUGGGCGAUAGAAAUGGGAGGGAUACAAGUGAUGUGGAGGGGGAUGAUAGGAGUGAACCUCGAGAACGGGCCGAGGCCAGCCGACGCGCAAUGAGCAUGCGCUCAGACCCUGAGUCGGGUGAGGAUGUCCCCAAGCGACGCAAAGGACGGGGUUCAUUCGCAAUGAAGGGUAGACGCACACCCACACCGGAAAAGGUGCCUAGACGUGUACAUAGUGAAAGGUACGUUAGGGAAGCCAGUCGAGAUAGGGGUAGAGGCGACUAUAUCCGCCGAGACAGCAGGCGGAAUGCGGAAGGAUCGAGAUACAAUGACAGGCGUGACCGAGGCGAUGGCGGUAGGCGUAUGGGUGUCAAGAGCCACCGUGGACCGUCUACUGCGUAUGGUAAUAGACACGGGCAUGGGCGUGGUAGUGGGCAUAUGGACAGAGGUGGCCGAGAGUGGGAUCGCGAUAGAGACGAAGACGAUCGCAGGGAACGCGAACGUCGGGACAAGAGUAGUCGUGGCCAGGAUGGAGAGGUUCGGUACCCCCGGCACAGGCAUGGAGGAGAGAGACCCAGGGAUAGUCGCGAGAGAAGCAGGGGCGGGGGUUAUGGCGACCACGGUAGUCGUAGACGCGAUGGGUCUAUGAGCGAAGAGGAGGACGAUGGUAUCUCGGAUAAUGAGGUUGAAAAUGAGGACGUAGACGUAGAUGUGGGUGGAGAUGGGAGCGGCGCGGAGAGCUCAGAGAUUGAUGAGGCGAAUGACGCGGGCCAGGCAACCAGGAGUGUCUUUGAUCGCCUGGGCGCUGGUGCAAGGGACUCUGACCAUGGUACCGCUGAAGGAGUGGGCAGAUCACUGGCCUCCCGAAUCAAUGUCAGAGAUAGACUCCGAGUUGGCUACAAAUCAAAGGCAACCGAUCUCGUGGGCGAUGACGAGGACGAUGAUGUUUUGGAGGUGGACUCAGAGGUGCGAGAACAGAACAGACGUCGUGCUUUAGACACGCGCCGCGCCAGACGAGCCCAAGACCGCAAUGCACACCGCGUUAUACAGUCCAUCAAUCCAGAUACUGCACUGAAUGCAGAGCCCUCCGACUUCGAUGCGUUGCUAACCAAUGUGCUGGAACGCGUGGAGCCGGAGUCGCGCAAGUUCAUCGAGGCUCGACCAGAUUGCCACUCGGCUAGUGUGUGUAG
Messenger RNA from Sphaeroforma arctica JP610, 1707 nucleotides. The record is from the annotation of a RefSeq genome assembly. Lineage: Eukaryota; Ichthyosporea; Ichthyophonida.